Mugil cephalus (flathead mullet) is the source of this 1381-nucleotide messenger RNA. It is a transcript of the gene snapc3, whose product is annotated as small nuclear RNA activating complex, polypeptide 3. The transcript is spliced from 9 exons. Gene Ontology annotation, biological process: snRNA transcription by RNA polymerase III; snRNA transcription by RNA polymerase II. Lineage: Eukaryota; Metazoa; Chordata; Actinopteri; Mugiliformes; Mugilidae. Bases 35 to 1183 code for a protein of 382 amino acids. The record is from RefSeq and is a predicted model, not a curated record. Gene Ontology annotation, molecular function: RNA polymerase III type 3 promoter sequence-specific DNA binding; bent DNA binding; RNA polymerase II cis-regulatory region sequence-specific DNA binding. Gene Ontology annotation, cellular component: snRNA-activating protein complex.
CCCCAUGAUGCACCGCGCUUCGUACUGAGGAAACAUGGCGGCGUCCGAACCGUCGACAGCUCCAAACACAAACAUCCCGGAAUAUGAAUAUGCCGAUGUUAACACUAAACCAUUUCACAUCGGCUCUUUCAGAAACGAGUGGCUGAGCAGACUGAAGCCAGUCCAUUAUUCUUAUCAGCAGGACGACGAGGACACGUUUGAUGCUAACUUUGCUAAAGAGAUGGGCAUCGGUGCGGAGACUAUGGCUGAACUGAAGUCCGUCUGCAGCCUGGAUUCACUUCGUUGCCAUCCUGAAGAUCAGCCUCCCGACACAAAAGUUGUCCCUCCAGAUCCAACGCUGAAAACACUAGUACAAAGGAAAAAGAGGCAGGAUUACAGGGAGUCUCUAAAAGUCACCAAGAACAGACAUGACAUGUAUGCCGAUGAACUGGAGCGUUUAACUAUUGGUAGGAGACCAGAGGUGACGAGCGACUUGGUCCCUGAAGGAGAAAUCAUUCUAAACAUCAACAUCUACUACCCAGCUAUUUAUGAAAAAUUCAACUACGUCAGACCCCACACCACUCUGCUAAUGACGGGCUCCCACACCUUGGCGGAACUUAGGGACGCAAUUUGCUGUGUCAGCGACUUGCAAGUGUGUGGAGAGUUCAGCAACACUCCUGACAUGGCACCAGACUUCAUCAGCAAAGAUCAUUACAAAUCGGCCUUUUUUUUCUUCGAAGGAGUUUUCUACAAUGACAUGCGAUUUCCUGAGUGCCAAGACAUCAGCAUAACUACUAUUGAGUGGGCAAAGUCCCGUAACUUCCCGUCCUACAGCCAGGCCAAGAUGGAGGACACACGGUUUUUGGAUCUGAAGGUGAAAGUGGGAUUCCCAUACCUCUACUGUCAUCAGGGAGACUGCGAACAUCUCGUCAUCAUCACGGACGUCAGGCUGGCCCACAAGAACGACUGUCUGGACAGGAAGUUGUACCCACUUCUCACCCACAAGCACAGAGUCACCACCCAGAAGUGUGCCGUUUGCCAUGUCUUCAUUGGCAGAUGGUACACCACCAACGACCAGUUUGCUCCCAGUAGCCCGUGUCUCUUCUGUGAUAAAUGCUUCCGGAUGCUGCACUACGAUGCUCAAGGCAACAAACUGGGAAACUUCUUGGCUUAUCCCUAUGUCGACCGAGGCGCAUUUAACUAAUGCUUUUUUCUUGUUUCCUCUUUUUUUUUGGUGAACUCUUCAGAUCACUGUUUAAUGCUGUAUAAUACAGUUAAUGUUUUAUAUUUCAUAAAGAAAUGUUUUAACACAAAUGUAUAUUUCAUUUAAAAAGUAUAACUCAUGUUCCAGUUAUCCAGACUUUUUUCUGUUGUAAAAUAAACUAUGUUGACCUUUUUUAAA